UUUUUUUUAUAUAUUAGACUUAUAGACUAGACUAUGGAACCCACUCAACCCUCUUCUUCUUCAACCGAAAUUAACAAUACAAACAAAAAGCGACACUACCGACGUCGUAACAACAACAACAACAACAACAAUAACGAAAAAUCGCGUUCGGAUACAAGUGACAAGAACAACAGCGACAAGAAUAACAACGACAAGAAAAAGCACCAAAAGCAGCAGCAGAAAAAAGAACCUUUGAAAGGGUUUAAAAAGAAACCUAUAGAAGACAGCGAAGAAGACGCUGAAGGUGAAGUUUGUUUUAUCUGUACUCGUCCCAUUGAUUAUUAUGCUGUUGCUCCUUGUGACCAUCGUACUUGUCAUUUAUGUACUUUGCGUUUAAGAGCACUUUAUGGCACAAAGAAUUGUGCUUAUUGUAAGAUAGAGGCAAACAAAGUGGUGUUUACAAACGACAGCGAAAAGCCUUACGAGACUUACAAAAGACAAGAUACCCCAUUCUAUCAUAAGAAGUAUGAUAUCCGAUUCGAGACAAAAGAGAUGUAUAAAGAGACAUUGAUCUUACUCCAAUACAAUUGUCCUGAGCAAGACUGUGAAGAAGCCUUCGAGAACUGGAAUGAACUUAAACGCCACGUUAAACAAGUCCAUGAACGAGUAUGCUGUGAUCUUUGUCUUCGCAACAAAAAGAUCUUUUCUCAUGAACAUACGUUAUAUACCAAUGCUCAAUUGCAAAAACAUUACCGAGAAGGCGACGCUUCAUUUAACAAAGAAGACGAGACAGGGUUUACUGGGCAUCCAGAAUGUGUGUUUUGUAGAACACGCUUCUAUGGCCCUGAUGAACUGUUUGAACAUUGCCGUGAUAAGCAUGAACAAUGUCAUUUAUGUGUUCGACAUGGCAUUCAACAUCAAUAUUAUGCUAAUUAUGAUAGCUUGGAAAAGCAUUUUAACAAAGAGCAUUAUUUAUGUCAAUACAAAGAAUGCUUAGAGAACAAGUUUGUUGUGUUUGAUACAGAUAUUGAUUUAAAAGCACACGAAGUCAAGGAACAUGUCAACACACUUUCACGUCAACAACGGGCGAAACAAAGUCGUGUUGAUGUCAAUCUUAACUAUACUUCAUCUCAACCUCAACAACAGCGUGGACGUCAAGCAAAAAAGACAGUUCAAUUAUCAGCCCAAGAUUUUCCUGACAUUAAUGGGUCCGUCAAUCCAAAUGCUUUAUUGUCUUCAAGAAUGGCUUCUACUAGUUUAUCAGAACCACAGGAACAAUGGCCAACAUUAGGCGAAGAAGUCAAGUCUUCUUCUUCUGAACCAGAAACAGCAGUUGUGUCUCGUCAUGCAGCUGCAUUGGAUCGUAUUGCUGAUAUGAUCAAAAGUGUUGACAAAGUGAUCAAAUUUCGUCAAUAUGUGACGAAAUACACCAGUUUAAGCAUGGAUGCAGCUUCUUUUGUCAACAGCAUUUAUGGUCUAUGUGAUCAAGACAUGGACCUGACAGACAAAGUGAUUGCAGGAGCCAAGGAUUUGAUUGACAACCGUGCAUUAAAGUCAGACAUAAUUCAUGCUUGGAACAUCAAAAAGAACCCAUCUUUAAGCAAUGACACCCAUUCGCCCCGUGUGCUCAUUGUGGAUCCAAAACGAUCUCAGUCAAAGAAAAAGAAAGGUGUAUGGGAUAAAGUAGCAUCAGCAGCGAUCGAUGCAGGUGGUAUUCGUCCCCCUAGUUUCCCGCCUCUUCAGUCAAAGACACCUUGGAGUGGUUCAUCUACACCGCGCACUGCUUCUGAUGCUGAUCUGCAACAAUUGUUUCCUGCAUUACCCACUUCAUCAGGUACAUCCAGAAGAGCAGAUAUCAAUGCACUGUUGAGAAAACCUCAUCAAAAUGCAUGGAAUGAAUCCACAACAAAUGAAGAACAAGAAGAAGAAGAGGAGGAAAGCAACACAAAAAAGAAAAAGGGAAAAAAAGGAAAACAAGUGCUUUUCCGUGUAGGUCUAUAGAGAAUACCCUCUUUUUUUUUUUUUAUUAUUGUUUGCUGAAAUAAACAAG
Gilbertella persicaria is the source of this 2029-nucleotide messenger RNA. RefSeq lists its product as uncharacterized. The record is from RefSeq and is a predicted model, not a curated record. Gene Ontology annotation, molecular function: ribosome binding; ubiquitin protein ligase activity. The transcript is spliced from 4 exons. Gene Ontology annotation, biological process: rescue of stalled cytosolic ribosome; protein ubiquitination. Bases 34 to 1980 code for a protein of 648 amino acids. Lineage: Eukaryota; Fungi; Mucoromycota; Mucoromycetes; Mucorales; Choanephoraceae.